AUGGCCGUAUAUGGGGUCCGCAUCAUAACGGGGGGCUUCCUGGGGGCGGGGACCUGGGACCACAUCUCCAUCAGCCUCGUGGGGAGCGAAGGGAAGAGCCCCCCGCUCCACCUGGACACCUGCGGGAAGGACUUCUCCCGGGGAGCGGAGGAAGAGUUCACCGUCUGCUCGGAGCCCGUGGGUUCGCUCCUGUUUCUGCAACUGCACAAGGCGCCCCUGUGGUUGCCCACACCCCUGCCCCUGCCCCUGCCCCCCGACGCCUGGUUCUGCUCUUCUGUGCAUCUCAUACCCCCGGAGGGUCCCCCCCUGAACUUCCCCUGCUACCAGUGGCUGGAAGGGGCCUGCACCCUGGUCCUGAGAGAGGGCACCGCCAAGCUGGCCUCCAGCGACACGGUCCCCCUCCUCCUGGAGCAGCGAAGGGGUGAACUGCAGAAGAGGCAGGGGACCUACAGGUGGAAGACCUACGCCCCAGGUUGGCCCCACUGUGUGGACGUGGAGGCGGUGGAGGAGCUGAGCCCGGACGUUCACUACUCCUUGGGCAAGAGCAUCAGUUUCUUCCUCAAGGCCAGCUCUGCGUUCAUAAAGCUCAAGAUGAAGGGAUUGUUGAAUGAUGCUUCUCCCUGGAAGGACCUGAAGGAUUUGAGGCAGAUUUUCAGUAUCCAGAAGACCCCAGUGUACGAGUAUGUGGUUGAGCACUGGAAGGAAGACGAGCUCUUCGCCUCGCAAUUCCUGAACGGUCUAAAUCCCAUCCUGAUCCAGAGAUGCCGCCAACUCCCGCCCCACUUCCCCGUCACGGACGCCAUGGUGGCCCCGUUCCUGGGCCGGGGGACCAGCCUGGAUGCCGAGCUAAAGCGGGGGACCAUGUUCCUGGUGGAUUACAAGCUGCUGGACGGGAUCCCGGCAGGGCAGAUCAACGGGAAGCAGCAGUACGUGGCGGCCCCACUCUGCCUCCUUCAGCAGCCCCCUGGCCGGCCCCUGCGCCCCAUUGCCAUCCAGCUCAGCCAGACCCCCGGGCCGGACAGCCCCAUCUUCCUGCCCAGCGACUCCGAGUGGGACUGGCUCACGGCCAAGACGUGGGUCCGCAGUGCUGAGUUCGCCAUCCACGAAGCCGUCAGCCACCUGGGCCGUGCCCAUCUCCUGCCCGAGGUCUUCUCCAUUGCCACCCUGCGCCAGCUGCCCCUCUGCCACCCGCUCUACAAGUUGCUGAUCCCCCACACACGCUACACCCUGCACAUCAAUGUCCUGGCCCGCCAGCUGCUCAUCUCCCCUGGUGGGGUGGUCCAGAGGUCCACAGCGGUGGGCGUGAGCGGCUUCACUGAACUGGUGCGGAGAGACCUGGAGCAGCUGACCUACUCAACCCUCUGCCUCCCCGAAGAUGUGCGGGCCCGAGGGGUCUCCAACUUGCCGGGAUAUCACUACCGGGAUGAUGGGCUUAAGAUCUGGGGGGCCAUAGAGAGCUACGUGUCAGAAAUCGUCGGCUUCUACUACGGCAGCGACGCGGCCGUGGAGGGGGACAUGGAGCUGCAGGCCUGGGUGUGGGAGAUCUUCGCCGAGGGCUUCCUGGGCCGGGAGACCUCAGGGGUCCCCCCCUCGCUGGAGAGCCGGGCCGCCCUGAUCCGUUACCUCACGAUGGUGAUCUUCACCUGCUCUGCCCAGCAUGCCGCUUUCAGCGCCGGGCAGUUUGACUUUAGUGCCUGGAUGCCCAACUUCCCGCCAUCCAUGCAGCUGCCCCCACCCACGGCCAAGGGCCUGGCCGGCCCCGAGAGCUUCCUGGCCUCCCUGCCUGACAUCAACGCCACCUGUGACAUCAUCAUAGUGCUCUGGCUCCUGAGCAAGGAGCCCGGUGACCUGAGGUCCCUGGGCUGCUUCCCAGAUGCACAUUUCACAGAGGAGGCUCCUCGGCGGAGCCAGGAGGCAUUUGCGGCGCGGCUGGCGGAGAUCUCCCGGCAGAUCCAGGAGCGCAAUGCCCGCCUGCCCCUGCCCUACACCUACCUCGACCCCCCCAACAUCGAAAACAGCGUUGCCAUCUGACCCUCUGCCCCGCCUGCCCUCACUUGCAUGCCAUUUUCAUGCCCCACUCCCUCAGUCAGUUCACGUGCUCCUACCUUGCGGAGGCGGGAAUGAAGUCAGCGGGCCUGG
Molecule: messenger RNA, 2139 nt
Organism: Tachyglossus aculeatus (Australian echidna)
Lineage: Eukaryota; Metazoa; Chordata; Mammalia; Monotremata; Tachyglossidae
Gene: ALOX15B
Product: arachidonate 15-lipoxygenase type B
Exons: 14
Coding region: 1-2031 (676 amino acids)
Biological process (GO): linoleic acid metabolic process; lipid oxidation
Molecular function (GO): oxidoreductase activity, acting on single donors with incorporation of molecular oxygen, incorporation of two atoms of oxygen; iron ion binding; protein binding
Source: RefSeq, a predicted model, not a curated record